Messenger RNA from Penicillium samsonianum, 1543 nucleotides. It is a transcript of the gene trm5, whose product is annotated as tRNA (guanine) methyltransferase. The record is from RefSeq and is a predicted model, not a curated record. Gene Ontology annotation, biological process: mitochondrial tRNA methylation; tRNA N1-guanine methylation. Gene Ontology annotation, cellular component: cytoplasm; mitochondrial matrix. The transcript has 4 exons. Bases 37 to 1479 code for a protein of 480 amino acids. Lineage: Eukaryota; Fungi; Ascomycota; Eurotiomycetes; Eurotiales; Aspergillaceae.
ACCUAACAGGCCAAAACCAAACACUCCCUAUCUCCAAUGAAACCGACAGAUGAAGCUUCCAAGCAGGCUACUCUCCACGAGACCCCUGCCAUGUUCCGACCCCCUGUGAACCGUGCCAUGCGCACCCUCGACCGGUCAUUUUUCCGAAGAAACGUGCCCCUCUCCGUCGCCCGGGUUUUUAAAACAAGCGAUAUUUCGAACGUGCGGAAGGAUUUGGUCAAGAGCCGCGACAUCCUGCUCUUGCCACGCAUUAGCCCUAUCCGUGAGGUGAAGGAUCAAGAUGGCAAGAUGUGGAAGGCCAUGUUGUUGCGCGAAGACCUGAAGCUUGAUGAUAAGGCAACAUGGUCGCCUACUAUCAACGAGCUCAUAAAUAAGGGAACGGUCACCUUGGGGCCUUACGAAUUGGUAUUGGAAUACGACCAUUGGUCAUACGCUGAGAUCAUCUCGUCAAUCCUACCCGAGGAAUUGAUGGAAGAGAUCCCUCAGGGCUUCACUCAGGUGGGGCAUGUCUUGCAUUUAAAUCUCCGCGCCCAAUACUUGCCAUAUAAGCACAUACUUGCCGAGGUUCUUAUGGACAAGAACCCGACCGUCCGCACCGUCAUCAAUAAAACCGAAGAUGUCGGCUCACACAGCCAGUUCCGCACCUUCCCAUUCGAACUGCUGACCGGCGAGAAUGACCUUAAUGUCAUCCAGCACGAGCAGGACUGUGAAUUCCGGUUCGACUAUGCCCGUGUAUACUGGAACAGCCGCCUGGAGACCGAGCAUCGCCGCCUGGUCGAGAAGUUCGAGCCCAGCGAAAUGGUCUGCGACGUGAUGGCCGGCGUCGGUCCCUUCGCCGUGCCAGCAGGCCGGAAGAAGAUUUUCGUCUGGGCCAACGAUCUCAACCCGCACGGAUUUGAGGUUAUGCAAGAUGCUAUCUCCCGUAAUAAGGUGCAAGAUUUCGUUACUCCUUUCAACCAGGAUGGUCGCGAGUUUAUCCGUUCCUCGGGUCGGUUGUUGUUGAACGCAAAGCCUCUUACCGUUACCAUCCACCCCAAGGUGGGCAGAGAGAAGCAGCGUAAGGUUGCGCAAGGCAACGGGGCCCCGCUACCCGCGCCGAAGAAAUACACCCGUCCUACCAUUGUUAAUCACUAUGUUAUGAACCUGCCUGCUACGGCCAUUGAAUUCCUCGAUGCCUUCCCCGGGCUCUAUGCUGGCGAGGAACAAAUAUUCGCGCCCAACACGGAACAAAAACUGCCCAUGGUCCACGUUUACUGUUUCUCGGGACACUCAGAUAACGAGGUGGAUGAUCACAUCGAUAUCUGCGAGAGAAUCUCUGAGCGUAUCGGGCACAAGAUCACUGUCGAUGACUGUGUGGGAGGCAAGGGUAACCAGGAAGUGGAACUCGCUAUUCACAAUGUGAGGCUGGUUAGUCCUAAGAAGCAGAUGUUCUGUGCUAGCUUCCGUCUGCCGCGGGAGGUCGCUUUUCGGAAGGUAUAGAGUUGUUGCAUAGCUAUAUAUGAAGCGUUUAGGACUUGCUCAAUGAACAAAAACGAGACACUGG